Ciona intestinalis (vase tunicate) is the source of this 959-nucleotide messenger RNA. Its product is annotated as cilia- and flagella-associated protein 95-like. The record is from RefSeq and is a predicted model, not a curated record. Lineage: Eukaryota; Metazoa; Chordata; Ascidiacea; Phlebobranchia; Cionidae. Gene Ontology annotation, cellular component: plasma membrane.
AAGCCGUUGUCGUGACAACAACAUACGCGCCAAUCUGCUGCGUUUUUUACUAAAGUCCAAAAAAUAAUAUAAGAUAAAAUAGGCAUUUUAAACAAAGCAAAACAUGGACUACCUAGUGAUACCAGACUUUGUUGAGCGUAAAGGCUCAUUAUAUUUGCGCUCAGACCACAUGAACUACAGCAGAAGCACUCUAAACUCGAACUGGCAUCAAGCAAGGGAGGCCGAACCGAAAAAUUACGAUAUUAACAGUUUUCCUAUCCCCCCUGGUCGCAAUCUACACACUACAACAUACGCCAGAAUCGGGAACAUCACAGAUGGGUCCCUUCCCCUACCUACUACUAAAGCUGCUUUGGAGCAAAUUUCACUAAAAGAUGAUUUUACCGAGCAAGUCACUCGAAAAAAUAUGAUUGACGUGGGUUCUUUUGCAAAUGCUGAUAUCUCAAGAAACAUCCCUUCAGCACCAAAUUCAGGAUUUGGAUCAGUGUUGCCACGUCACCAUCCUGAUCAUGAUAAAUUGCAUUUGGAGACUACACACCGUGCAGAUUUCACUGCCCCCUACCCCUUUACUCCUGCUCCAGAAUGCCCUCCAGAAUUUGCCGAUAAUUCAGCCGCGUACAGAAAAUGCAUUUCCCAGUUCACUGACACAGCAGAUUAUCGGCGAGUCGGCAAAAACACUUGGCAGGACGAGUCAGGGGUUUACGCGAAUACCCACGAAAAACGAAGGGUAUUUCCCUCAACCAAUCCAAUUCCAGAACGCCUAACUGAAGGAUUGUUAUAAUUCGUACAAUUUUAUACACUUAAAAUUUUUUUCCACAAAGAAAUUAUCGUUUUGAAGAUAAAAUUAAAUAUUCCACAAAAUGAAAUAGUUUUUGUAUUUUUGAUAGUGGUAAAAAAAUUUUUCUGCCUUAUACUCUUUUCCCAAAGUACCGUUUUAGAAAUAAAAUAAUUAUUUUACAAGA